GCGGUCGGUCGUGCGAAUAGGGCUGUGUAUGAUGUGUUGUUUCAAUUGACGCUCAAGCGAGUGGUUCGUGAGAGUCAAAUUGUUGAGUGCGUAACGAAAAUGAAGACGGAGCAUCGCACGUGCUGCGCGUGCGGAGAGGCCAUCGCAGACCGGUUCCUUCUGGAGGUGGGCGGAGGCGCAUGGCACGCUUCCUGCCUGCGCUGUUGCGUCUGCGCCUUGCAGCUGGACCGCCACCCGUCAUGCUUCCUGCGCGACCGUCAAGUCUACUGCAAGCAGGACUAUGCCAAGAGCUUCGGUGCCAAAUGCUCGAAGUGCUGCCGUGGCAUUUCGUCAUCGGACUGGGUGAGGAAGGCCCGAGAGCAGGUGUACCAUCUCGCCUGCUUUGCCUGCGACGCCUGCGGCCGCCAGCUCUCCACCGGUGAACAGUUCGCACUUCACGAAGACCGGGUACUUUGCAAGCCUCACUACCUCGAGACGCUGGAUGGGGGAUCUAUAUCUUCCGAUGACGGUUGCGAUUCAGAGGGCUACCACAAAAGCAAAGCGAAGCGGGUGCGCACUACAUUUACGGAGGAGCAACUUCAGGUUCUGCAAGCCAACUUCCAGUUGGACUCGAACCCCGACGGGCAGGACCUCGAGAGAAUAGCCCAGGUCACAGGCUUGAGCAAGAGAGUCACGCAAGUCUGGUUCCAGAACAGCCGCGCACGCCAAAAGAAGCACCAGCAUACAGGGAAAGGCAAACAGGGCCAAGUGAUGUCCAGAGAUUCUGAGCCAGUGGGGUUUGGGCGCCCCAUCAACCUCCACCUCACCUAUUCGUUUCAGAACAAGCCGCCGUUCGUGCCAAUAGAUGGGACUUCUUUCACGGAUUCCUCAAUGGAUGAGCUCUCUGAAGACUCCUCUAUUCACUGCAUGCAGAGUGAGGCGUAGAUAUCUCCGUGCAAGCUGCAGCUGCUGACACAUUUAACAUUCUUUUUGUCUUCGAUGUAUUUUAACCUUUGGGCGUUGGAAUUCGGAUUGGAAUUUGAGGUUGAUUAUUUUUAUAUAGUUAUUAAUUCUC
Messenger RNA from Pieris rapae (cabbage white), 1054 nucleotides. RefSeq names its product LIM/homeobox protein Awh (gene Awh). NCBI's taxonomy places the organism in Eukaryota, Metazoa, Arthropoda, Insecta, Lepidoptera, Pieridae. Gene Ontology annotation, molecular function: DNA-binding transcription factor activity, RNA polymerase II-specific; RNA polymerase II transcription regulatory region sequence-specific DNA binding. The transcript has 6 exons. The coding region runs from base 100 to 924 and encodes 274 amino acids. The record is from RefSeq and is a predicted model, not a curated record. Gene Ontology annotation, cellular component: nucleus. Gene Ontology annotation, biological process: neuron differentiation; regulation of transcription by RNA polymerase II.